CCUUUAGGAGUAGGUAUCAUGUGAAUGUCAACUAAAUUGCGACGAUAUAAAGUGCGGUUUUGCCGAAGAUAUAACAUUUUGAUCCUGUUCGCCAUAAAAGAUAGACCAUGGCGAGAUACAUGUGUGUUCUGGUCGUAUUCCUAAUCGCGGCCAACCUCUGCCUGGGAGGUUCACAAAAGAAGCCCAAAGUGGUUUGUGGCCCCAUUGUGAAGACUGAGCAACCUGUGUGUGGGUCAGAUGGCAACACGUACUCCAACGAAGAUGUUCUGAAAUGCCACAACUUGCACCAAGUAGCUGAAGGGAACCAACUCGUCAGUGUGGUGAAGAAAGGAUACUGUGAUGAAACCAGAUAAUGUAUUCUUUUUCUAUGAAGACUAUUAUUGUGUGAAUCUGUGAUUGUGAUUGAUCGAUAGCGGUGAUAUGUAGACUAAUUUAAAUUAUUUAAAUUACAAAGGUACUUUUUA
Pectinophora gossypiella (pink bollworm) is the source of this 464-nucleotide messenger RNA. RefSeq names its product turripeptide Lol9.1-like. Gene Ontology annotation, molecular function: protein binding. Bases 108 to 353 code for a protein of 81 amino acids. The transcript has 2 exons. The record is from RefSeq and is a predicted model, not a curated record. Lineage: Eukaryota; Metazoa; Arthropoda; Insecta; Lepidoptera; Gelechiidae.